Acanthochromis polyacanthus (spiny chromis) is the source of this 6187-nucleotide messenger RNA. It is a transcript of the gene irag1, whose product is annotated as murine retrovirus integration site 1 homolog. Lineage: Eukaryota; Metazoa; Chordata; Actinopteri; Pomacentridae. Gene Ontology annotation, cellular component: endoplasmic reticulum membrane. The record is from RefSeq and is a predicted model, not a curated record. The transcript is spliced from 39 exons. Bases 683 to 5422 code for a protein of 1579 amino acids.
UCAAGACGCUCCGAUGGAAACGCGGAUUUCAACUGAGCAGUAACUAAAAAUAAUAAUAAUAAUUGCACGAAAAAUGAGCUCAAUUGAUUCGUUACUGAGUUUUCAAACAGUUUAUGUGGAUUUGGUGUCAAUUGGCUUACAAAUGAAACAUGUAAAUGUCGAUAAUUUUGAAAGACCGAUUAAUUUCAGUUGCAAUGAUAGGAUUUCAUGGAAUGGGAGUAAUUUAUUUACGAAACUCACUGGAGAAUGUAAUUUAUUCCAUAUAGUUGCAGAACUAAACGUUCAAAAUGUGUGAAAAAUGCUUGUCAGACUGUUCAUUUGAUGUGUUAAAAUGGUGAAUUUAAAGUGGUGCAGCCUUGUAACAGACCUCUGCAGGGCAGGAUUUUGGCAGAAAUGUCAGGAGGUGGGAGAGGAUGGGUGUGGAAGGAGGGAGAGGGCUGCUGGGGGAUGUCAGCUGGUUUUGAUGUGAAGCAGUGAAAACAGGCGUAAGAGCAUCUUGAAGACUUCAUGGAGCAUCACAGUGAACUAAAAAGACCAGAUAAAGAAUGAAAAUGAAAAACCCAACUCAACGUUUUACAAAAUAUAUUUCUUUUCAGAAGCACUGCCUGGACUGAGAAGUCAUGUAGGACUAUGACAGUCCAUCAGCACAUUUCUUCUUGAGAUUUCAAGAGAAACAAACACGAUGUCUGACAGCAACGAUGUGUGGGAAUCAGCCAGCGGGACGAGGGAUGUGCUUGAAGACAACAAAGACACAAGUGGAUUCUCUGAACAUGAACUCAUUGACAUUAUGUAUAGUGCAUGUAACACCAGCAGCACAGGAGAGGUGCUGGCCUCCACCAUCAUACAGUACCUGCAGACCAUGACUGCUCAGAGCCCUCAGCAGGAUCGACUGGCUGCCCUGCGACAGCUGCUGGACCCCGACUGUCAGGACCCACAUGUGAGCAGAGAGACUUUCCACUCCACCAUGAGGGAGUGGAUCGCCCAGUGCAGCCAGGACAGCACUGAUGUGGACGGCAGUCAUGUAUCUUGGCCAGACUCUUCUCAAGUGCCUGUAAAUGGGUUGGAUUUAUCGUCUUCUCAAAGCAAAGCGACUCCAUCAGAAGGCCUCCAGUGUUCCUGUGAUGGAAAGGACCUGUCAGGCACAGUGGCUGAACUGAAGCAUGCACACCGCAAGCUGAGUGAGCAGAACAGCAGCCUGCUGAGGACCGUGGCUCAGUGUGAAGAUGUAAACCUGCAGCUCACUCUGGAGAUCACUGAGCUGAGAGCAAAGCUGGUCAGCGCUCAGCGGUCAGCAGUGAGAGCCAGAAGCCUGACAGAAGAGCUGGAGGAGACACGUCGGACAUUUAAAGAGGCCCAGGAGAGAGCGAGUCGCACACAGAGCAGCUGCAACAAACUGAGCAAUGAGGUUGAAUGUCUGAAGGUUCAUAUUAGGAGGCUUGAGGACAAGAAUGAAAAACUCACCUUUGAGAGGACGUGUUCUGAAGACAGUCUCAACAAACUGAGGAAGGUCAACGCUGAGUUGAGGGCUGAACUUGAGGAAACCCUGGUUCUGUUAACGCUGAGAGACAGAGAUAUCACAAAGAAAGACAUUCUUAUGGACAAGAUGAAGAACUCUCAUGUGGAGAAUCACAAACUGAUUGAGGGUCUGCAGUCAGAGCUGACAAGGCUUCAGGAACAUUCCCACCAAGUUCUUUUGAGGUAUGACAGUCACUGUAUCAGUCCUCAGGGUCUCUACAGUCCUCCAAACCACCGCUCUCUGCAGAGCGAGAUGCAGGAUAUGCAGCAGCAGCAUCACAGAGGCCUGGAAGACAUAAGCCUCCCAUCCCUCCACACACACAGUGAAGAUAUUCAGAGCAUCAUCCACAGGAUCAAGAGCGCAGAAAGAGCUCAUCUUUUGCACAAUAAAUAUCCUGAGAGGGAUUCUGCUCCUGUGGAAAUGCAGGAGAGGCCUUUUCCUCACCUCCAGCAGCAACAGGCAAGCAUCAAGCAGCAGCUUGUCAAUGUGCUUCAGGAGCUUGAGCUGCACAAGUGUGUGUGGGAGGAGAAAGGGGAGAAGGUGGAGGAGCGCUGGAGAGCCCGGGAGCAAAAGCAAAGCCAGACUGGGAGCCAGAGUCAGAUCCAGGAGGCCAAGAAGGUGGCCGUGGUGAACUGGUGGAAAGCCCGCAGCGUAGAGGGCGCUAAGGCGCGGACGAAAGAAACCAAAUCCAACCAGGAGCUCUCAGAGACACAAGCAAAGCUCCAGCAGGCAGAGCAGACCAUCACUGAUAUGAGGGAGCAGGUCUGCAACCUGCAAGCCUCUCUCAGAUCCGCACAGGAGUGUGCUGAAGGAAAACACACCAGCAGAGUGCUUCUUAUUGACAAGGCAAGCAACACCGAGAGAACAGAAGAGGACAGAAGUGUGGAGAAGGUCGUGAAGGAUCAGAGGGAUGCAGCAGUGGCCACGGAUCCUGUGGAGAUCUCAGGUGGAGCUGCUGCAGAGCAGGAACAAACACAGCUUCAGGUGACCACCAAAGGCCUUCUGUCCACCCUCAGACGGAUGGAGACGAUGGUCAACAGCGCUCUGGAGACCGCCGAGCUGGUGAGGGAGAGCGAGCAGAGAGUGAGCCAGGUGAGGGAGAGGAUGGAGAGCAUCACUCAGAGGGUGGAAGAAGCUCUGGUCCGAGCAGCCGACACCGAUCAGCAGCUGAACACUCUGGAAGCCAAAAUCACAGAUACGACUUCAACUCAGCCCCUAGCACUCAGUCUGCCAGCUGAUCCUGGAUCAGACUCCACCAGUUUUGUGUCUGAGCCUGAAGAGUCGGACGGAGCAGAGCGUCCUCCUCCAUCUCCUCCAAUCCCAGAAGUCAGCGAUCCUCCACAGCUACCCAUGAAUGGUGGCUCAGGACCAGGCAGCUGCACCAAGCUCCAGGAGGAGGAGGACGAACACUUAGAGCAGGAAGCUCCUCUUCAACAAAGUGGCCGUAUCUCCAAGGAGUCCUGUGACGCUGCUGCUGCUGAGAGACCCUUUAUUUUCCCCCACACCCGCUCUCGGCCCUCGCUGCUUCCCGUCAUGCCCACCCUGCCUGAGGAGGAGGAGGACUCUCCCGAGGAGCUGGACAGUUCCUCCAGCUCUCCCAGCACAUCUACACCAGCAGAAAGUCGAGCUGUCAUCAUGACCGCCCCCACCAUCGUCUACCCACAGCAGGCCGCUAUUGUCCAGCAAGAUGGACAUCCUCUGGAGCAGGCCAGGCCACACAGUCCCAGAGCUCGCAUGACCAGAAAGUCCUCUGGAGGACCCAUCACCACAGUCGACAACACAGGUAACGUGAUCGACCUGGUCAAAGAUCAGCUCCCGGAGCUGCAGCUCUCCGAGGAGGAUCGACAGAAGAACCUGGAGCUGCUCGAACAGGCCAAGAAGGUCAGCGAUCAAUUUCUGACGCGUCGCGGCCGCCGAUCCACCAGCAGCCUCACCAACUCGCCCACAGCUCUUUCUCCACCUCCCACACCAUCAUCCUCACCAUGUUCAUCGAGGAGCAGCUCACUGACUGUGGCCCCUCAGACUGUAGGACCUUCAGAGUCAACCCAUGUCAGCCCACAGCCAGUCGGUCAGCAUCUGGAGGUUCCUUCAGGCAGGGAGCAGUCUGAUGUAACAAGCCAGGAUCAAGAGGGCAGGCUGUUUGUGGACUGGAAGGCGCCUGAGAAAAGGAAAGUGUCGUCUGGAACUUUGACGCCUCGUUUUGCGGUUCAGAAGGACAACUGUGAUCUUGCUGUUCCGAAGAGUCCUCCCUCAGUCAGUAAAACAGAUGAGGUUUCAGGUCGAAACCCAAACCAGGCCCCGGCCACAGGGGUGGCCAAGCCUGUCCCCAGACCUCCCACCCAGCAGGCCCCCUGCACCGCAGAGAUCAAGACCAUCGGGGCCUUUCCUCCGCUGAUGAGGGCUGUUUCCUGGGAUACCGUAGGCAGCCUCAAUUCUAGAAACGGAGCCCCGAGUUUUCCUCCUACAGCCGAGGACACUUUCUCAGACAAACCCAGGGAUGCUGUGUUCAAGUCCUCAGGAUAUAAGGACCUCCCCACUCAGCCGGGGCCAGUGCAGAAACUGUCUAAACUCAGAGAGGAGCACAAGCUGAUGCGUAACCAAAGCAUUGUGGGAUCCAAGUUACCAGACUUGAGCGAAGCUGCUGAACAGGAAAAAGGAUCUUCAUCUUCUCCCAAACCAGCCAGCAGUGAGGAGACGAAGGAGAAAUCCGAUGCCAUGCCUAACAUUUCAGAUGUGAUGCUGAGAAAACUCAAACAUUCACCGCGGCCUGCCGGGCUGUGCACCUCACUCACUGAGAAAGAAGUUGAGAACGCGUUCGUCCAGCUGUCACUGGCAUUUCGUAAUGACAACUACACUCUGGAGACGCGGCUCAAACAGGCGGAGAGGGAGAGGAAUCUGACGGAGGAAGACACCGAGAAAGAGCUGGAAGAUUUCAAAGGAGCGCUGAAGAUGACUUCACCUCAGUGGCAGAACCUGGAGCAGCGUGAAGCCUAUCAGCGCCUCAUAGAGACGGUGGCCGUCCUGCACCGACUCGCCACUCGACUCUCCAGCAGAGCAGAGAUAGUCGGAGCGGUUCGACAGGAGAAACGUAUGAACAAAGCCACUGAAGUCAUGAUGCAAUAUGUUGAAAAUCUGAAGAGGACGUAUGAGAAGGAUCAUGCAGAGCUGAUGGAGUUUAAGAAGCUGGCCAACCAGAACUCUAAUCGUUGUUAUGGAGGAUCUGUAGACACUGGAGAUGAUGGAGUUCCACGGCCAUCAAGAUCAAUGUCCCUCACCCUUGGAAAGGCUUUGCCCAGACGCAGGGUGAGCGUAGCAGUGGUGCCCAAGUUUAACCUCCUCAACAUCCCGGGUCAGACCCCAGCCACAGCUGUCCCGAGCCCCAACGCAGGACCCGCGGCUGGUGCUACUCUUCCUGCCCUGUGUGAAGCAAAUGAUGUGAAAGGCAGCACCACCCCAGAGGCAGCACAGCCGCCAGCAGCAGCAGCAGCAGCAGCAGCAGAAUGUGGAAAGAGUGUGUCGGAGCAGGAAAGUGAGCCGGCCAAGCCUUCUGUAAACUUGGAGGAGAUCAGAGCCGAGAUCAAGGCAAAGAUCGAGGAGGAGGCGUACAAUAAAGGUUAUCAGGAGGGACUGAAGCAAAGCAAAGCACUGCAGGAAGAGAAAUGUGAAGAGGAGAACGCUGCAGAGAAGCUGCUGGAAUCGAAACAUAAGGAUGAAGAGAGCGGAAAGAGGUUCAAGAGCAGCAGGAGGAUGGAGGAGGUUCUGGCUAUUCUCACUCGGUUUUGUCCAAAGGUCAACGUGAGUCGGCGGCUUCUCCUGAUCGCCCUGACGCUGCUCGUGGUGAUGUGUGUGGUUAUCAGUAUUUUUACGUUCUUCAGUGACUACUACAACCGACGUGAGGACACGUAAGGAGAGAAGGACUCUGUGCGAGACACGAUGGAGAUCUUUGGGCUGAGAAACGGCACAACCAAAGAACCAGCAGAAGCACGGAGACCACAGUCACCAUCGUGUCUCUGUCAGUUUACCAUAUCAUCACACUCAGACUCACUUGAAUCAAACGACCCCGACGCUCGAAGGGUCGAAGACGUUUUGGGAGGCUUUGUGGAUAGGUUUUGUUUAGAAUGGAAAAUUGACGGUUUGCUGCAGCAAAUUACGAUAAUUUCUGUUUAGGGACCAAGUAAAUAGUGUGCUGAAAUAUAUAUUUAAUUAAAUUAGAUGCACAUGUAAGGAUACAUUCUGGUUCUGGUACUUUGGAUGAGGAGUAAUAAAUGCUACAGUAGAAAAGAAAAUGUAUAUUUAUCUACACUCUAAUGUUAAAGUACAAUCUCUCAGGUCCAAUAGAUAAUAAUGCCUCUGAGAGAUUUUGAAUUCAUAUUUAAAGAUUUUUAUUUGUUGUUUAAAAUCUAUAUUUAAAGACUGAAAUAAUAAUAAUAAGCACAUUCCAAAGUAGUUCCUUAAGUGCAAUAUUUUGCAGUUGAUGGUUCUCGUUUGUGUUGUUUUGGAUUGUGUCCUCAGAGCACUGACAAAUUUUCCUCUUGUAUGAGAGCACUGUUUAGAUGGCAUAAGGCUUAUUUUUAUCUUUUUUUUUUGCACAAGUGUGCCUGCCUGUGUUGUUUGGUCUUUGUGGAUUUUUGCUCUGUCACUUCACCUUUCAAUAAAAGGUGCCUGAAAACA